ACCGACAGACCGACAGACCGACAGACCGACAGACCGACAGACCGACAGACCGAUAGGCCAGCCUACCUGAACACUUACCCGCCUACACGGUUCCAUACCUGUCUAGCUAUCCACCAGACUGCUCUACACCCGCCUACAUCGGAACAGGCACGUAUUCAUUUGUCGCUAAAUGUUAACGAAAAUUCUGCGAAAGCUCUGCUUCCGCCCUCCCACUUGUCCACUGAUCCAACCACUCAUCUAACGACGUGCCCACGGGCGUGCCUACCUCCUUCCUCCUACCGUCCUAUCUACCACUCUCCCAUCCUCCUAUCGAGCUAUCCAUCCACCCACCCGCAAGCCCUUACGCCGAAAGCCCAAUAUCUCCCCAAAUCGGUUCCUCAGUCCUCGCUGUGUCGGACAGAAACGGGACUCCAUUUCACUUUCGAGCCUAGAAUCCCCGGCCUCAUCGAUUCUUCUGCUCCAGCGGGCCAGGAGUUGUGCCGCUGUCGUGGAAGGCAGCCCCCUCCGCCGAGCGGCGGUAGAAUCCCCGUUUUCCCCAAUGUCCCACAACUGGUCACUUGUUCGGCGGACACGUACCGGCACAAAAGUGUCGCAGGGCGAAAUCUGGCAGAUGAGACGGUCGGCUAUUUUCAGAUCCCCAUGAAAAGUUUGCCGUUCCCUACCUUCCACCCCAAGAUGGGCACUGUGAUGUACAGUUCAGGCAUCCGAAUUUGGCUUGGUUGCAGACACCACCGAGGUGUUCUCCUGGGCUACCUUACACAUAUUUUACUUGUGUGUCUCGGCCCAGCGAGACUAUCAACGCCACCCACCUGUCUUGUGUUCCCCAUGCUUGAUGUAGCCGAACUGAGGCCUAAUGAUGGCCAUCUUCAAAAUCUGGCUUUGUCUGCUGCCUUGUUGACAAUACCCUUGGAGCCGCCCGUUACCGAUGCGAGUCGUGGUUAUCCCCCUUGCUUCUGGCGUUCAGUUUCUGCGGCUCGUCGGUGUGUGCCUGGUGUGUUCACUUUUCCUCAGCCCAUCUAUGCUGCAAUGCGCGCGAAUAAAAGGACAUCUCUCCUCAAAUCGGCCUCAGUGAGCAUCAAAGACGUUGGCUCUUAG
Molecule: messenger RNA, 1095 nt
Organism: Protopolystoma xenopodis
Lineage: Eukaryota; Metazoa; Platyhelminthes; Monogenea; Polystomatidea; Polystomatidae
Source: the annotation of a GenBank genome assembly